Molecule: messenger RNA, 913 nt
Organism: Macrosteles quadrilineatus (aster leafhopper)
Lineage: Eukaryota; Metazoa; Arthropoda; Insecta; Hemiptera; Cicadellidae
Exons: 12
Coding region: 119-898 (259 amino acids)
Source: RefSeq, a predicted model, not a curated record
AAUUGCUCGGUAACAGCAAGUGUUAACCAUCUUGUAUCGUCAACUUGUUUUUGCCGAAUACAACCGUUACUUCAGCGUUGAAACUUGGCUGAGCAACUUGCACAACAGACAAAACACUAUGGAAGUCAGGCCUACUUUGGCACUCGCAACAUUGAUCUGCUGGAUAGGUUUGGUCUCUGCACCUCUUGAAGAUGGCACCCUUACCAGUGAUGAUCUACUCGGGAUGCCAGGCGUGAUAGUUUCGAAUAGAAAGGGUCGACUUGAGGAUAUGGUACCCCCUUGUAGCGGUGGAAGGUGUUCUGUACAGGUUGUACGAGCGCCCCAGAACCAGCAACAAGUUGUACGAGCGCCCCAGAACCAGCAACAAGGCUGGAUUGGUUUUGGCACACUCCCGAUUCGCAAAGUAUUUUCAUAUGGCCAGAGCGUGGCUGGAUAUCCAAUUCGCGUAUUAUCCAGUGUUCGUACAUUUCCACAGUCUUCCGUUCUAUCUGGUCUUCUGAAUGGAGGCUCAGCCAACACGGCUACAACAUACCCGCCAGCGACCUCAGCAUACCCAAUAGGGACCCCUUCCAAUCCGCUUCUUUCCACUUCAUUUGGUUUUGGGAAUAGAGGCUCAGACGUCCCAACUUCAUACCCGUCACGGACCCCUUCGAAUUUGCCUGAUUCCUCUUCAACGGGCUAUGGGGGAACAGAUUCUUACGCCACGCCUAUAUUCUCUACAUACUCGCGAGGGACAACACCUCCUUCUCCUCAACCUCAACUAACCAAACAGCCAUCUAGCUUCAGAUUCCCUUGGGCUCAACAGCCUUCUCCUCAACCUCAACUAACCAAACAGCCAUCUAGCUUCAGAUUACCUUGGGCUCAACAGGACAAACCUAUAUUGCUUAGCAUUUUCUAGCAAUAUUGCUGGUUU